UUAAAUCUUGAAAUUAAUCGGAAAACAAAAAAUAAACAGAAACAAAAUCACUCCAGCUCUCUCCAGCGUCCAUUUCCAUCGAUCCCUUCUUCAAAAAUCCGGCUAGCCCAGUCAACCCUGUCCUCCUCUUCUAAUUCUGCUCUCAAAAGUCCGCCUUCCGAUUUCUUUCCUCUCCGGCGUCGCACUGUCGGCCUUCCCUGCCGAUGGCGUCGGAGAUCGAGAUUGUGGAGGAGGAGGACCGAAGGGAUGUCACCCACUCCGGCGUAGGCAGCGCUGGCGGCGUCACAUCGUCUUCAACGGCGGCUUCUACUGCUACGGAGGAGGAAGCGCUGCGAAACGAUGUCUACACGGCGGCAGCCUAUGGCGAUCUCGAGAAGCUACAGAGGCUAGUGGAGCCGAGAGCUGCUCCGUCACGGAGCCUGACGGUGGUGGGUAUUACGCUCUUCAAUGGGCUUCCCUCAAUAAUCGCACCGCUGCUGCUCAAUACAUCAUCGAGGCAUUAAAUAGACAAGGAGACAAACAAGUUAAAAAAAAUUGUGGGGAGAAAGCCUUUGCCUUAAGAUAGAUUAUUCCUUUAUUCUCCAAGUGAAUUCACAUUGAAAAUCGAGUUUCUUUUAUUCUUGUGGGAAAAAUUUGUGUUUGUAUAAGAGUUAUUUUUGUUAGGCCACAAGUUGUGACAUGAAAAUCAUAAAAAAAUAUUUUAAUUUUGAAUUGCUUCCUCACUUAUUAUGUAUGUCAUCUACGUACAUUAAUAAUAUUAUGGUUGCCCUCAGGAGCAAUGCACCAAAUAGUCUGCCAUAUAUGUCUUACUUAUCCGUUUUCAACAAUUUUUCUCCAGAAUAACAUUCUUUGAUUUAUAUGGUUAUUGUCCGUGAAUUGAAGCACCUUUAUGUAGAAAUCAAGUUGGGUUACCGAUUCAAUUAGUCAUUGGUGAAAUGUUUAUAGCAAAUUUAACCAGCUAUACUUUUUUAUGAUAUGUUUCCUACGACGUGAUAUACGAGAGAGAGGCUUAUAUACUAUAAACAUGGAGGGUGAAAUCUUUUAUGUGGUGAUAAACUUUUAUGGAGGAUGAAAGCUUUUCCAAGGAUUUAUGAGAUUAGUUUUAUUAUAUGUUUUCUACGAUAUGAUAUAUGAGAGAGGAUUACAUACCAUAAACAUGGAGGGUGAAAGUCUUUAUGCGAUGUAUAACUCAAGGAUUUAUUAGAUUAAUUUUUAAAUUAUAUAAAAGUGCAAUAGAAUUUAUUUUUGCUUA
This is a messenger RNA of Dendrobium catenatum, 1252 nucleotides long. RefSeq names its product protein S-acyltransferase 24-like. The record is from RefSeq and is a predicted model, not a curated record. Lineage: Eukaryota; Viridiplantae; Streptophyta; Magnoliopsida; Asparagales; Orchidaceae. The coding region runs from base 204 to 503 and encodes 99 amino acids. The transcript is spliced from 2 exons.